Messenger RNA from Porites evermanni, 405 nucleotides. The record is from the annotation of a GenBank genome assembly. NCBI's taxonomy places the organism in Eukaryota, Metazoa, Cnidaria, Anthozoa, Scleractinia, Poritidae.
AUGAUUUUUACACUUAAGGAAGUCAUCAAAUGGCUGGGACUAUCGAUCUUCGAAUUAUGGCUUCAUAUCGUGGCACUUUUUGUAUUUUCUGUGUUGGUGGCUGUGAAAUUGGAAGACGGAGAAAUGUCAUGGUGGACGGUAUUUAUUCCGCUCUUUGUUUGUGACGGUUGCGUGGCUUAUUUCUCAGCCAUUGUGAUCAUAAGACUUUAUUUAGCCGGUGAUAAGCGUCUAGCAGCGAUGAGGACGUUUUGGAGUUCUGUUGUGAUAGCGUUAUUAGUAACUUUUAAGAUAACUCUUUGUCAGCGGUUGGAGGGCAUUCGAGACUUAGACUACGCUGUGAUUCAUGUGCCGCUGUUUAUUCUGUUAAAACUGUUAGCUGUGCGGGCUUGUCAAGUAGACUACUGA